Molecule: messenger RNA, 1089 nt
Organism: Euleptes europaea (tarantolino)
Lineage: Eukaryota; Metazoa; Chordata; Lepidosauria; Squamata; Sphaerodactylidae
Product: carbonic anhydrase 15-like
Exons: 9
Coding region: 1-1089 (362 amino acids)
Cellular component (GO): plasma membrane
Molecular function (GO): zinc ion binding; carbonate dehydratase activity
Source: RefSeq, a predicted model, not a curated record
AUGGUGGAACAUGGCCAACCACUGAUAAGGCCACAGGAGGAAAGGAAAAGGUAUGCCUUGGCAGCCUCUCACUCCGACCAGAUUAACGUCUGCAACUUGGAUGGAUCUUGUGCCCGGGCUGGUGUCAUAACGGUUGGGAACAUGCAACUGCCUGGCAAAAGGCCCACCCGCAACUGGAGACACUGUAUUUGGUGCUAUGAUUCACAAGAUGUGAAAUGCGGCCCUUCACACUGGAAGGACAUGACAAAGAGCUGCUCGGGAGAUAACCAGUCGCCCAUUAACAUCGUCAGAAGAAAAACUCAACGGGACUUGAGCCUUGAUGAAAUCUCGUUUGAAGGUUAUGACCAGGCCCCUGCCGGCAGAUGGCAACUCCUCAAUGAUGGACACUCAGUGACCAUGAACCUGGACGGAGCCUCUGCUUCAGAUCAAAUCAAUAUCACCAAAGGAGGGCUUCAAGACACAUAUCGGGCCCUGCAGUUCCACUUCCAUUGGGGGGACUCCAACAAAAAUGGUUCAGAGCACACUAUUGAUGGACGCCAAUACCCGAUGGAGUUGCACCUUGUUCACAUGAAUACCAAAUACAAAACCAUAAAUGAAGCAAAGGGACACCCCAAAGGAUUGGCUGUCUUAGGCUUCUUGUUCAAGGUGUCGGAAGUGGAUAAUACCAAUUACAACACAAUCAUUGCUGGCCUCAGAAACAUCUCUCGUGCGGGGGUUUCGGUCGACUUGGCAUCCACGUUUCCUCUGAGCAACCUGCUUCCCAACAUGGACUCGCUCUCCAAAUAUUAUCGUUACAAAGGUUCCCUCACCACCCCCGGGUGUGAAGAAGUGGUUGUCUGGACUGUCUUCGAAGAAGAGAUCCCUAUCAGCAAGCCUCAGCUGAAUGCCUUUGUGAACACCCUGUACUUCAAAGGUGGAACAAAGCUGGUGAAGAUGGCGAACAACUUCCGUCCUUCGCAGCCUCUGAAAAAUCGCAAAGUCUACGCAUCCAAAGAUGCCACCAUCAGCCACAGUCCAGCCCUGCCCUCCAGUCUCCUCUUUCCUCUACUUUUGGCUUUUCUAGCUGGCCAGUUGUUUGAUCUCUGUUAA